Messenger RNA from Copidosoma floridanum, 1161 nucleotides. It is a transcript of the gene sage, whose product is annotated as salivary gland-expressed bHLH. The record is from RefSeq and is a predicted model, not a curated record. Gene Ontology annotation, biological process: regulation of transcription by RNA polymerase II; mesoderm formation. Gene Ontology annotation, molecular function: protein dimerization activity; RNA polymerase II cis-regulatory region sequence-specific DNA binding; DNA-binding transcription factor activity, RNA polymerase II-specific. Lineage: Eukaryota; Metazoa; Arthropoda; Insecta; Hymenoptera; Encyrtidae. Gene Ontology annotation, cellular component: nucleus.
GGCAUGGAGCACAUGCCCGAAGUUCACGAUAAUGGAUUCGUUAGCAAAAACGAGCCGGAGAACGAGAGUGCCGAGGAACAGUGUCCACAAUCGCCUGUGAUCUUGGAUCUGGACGAAAAUUCGAAACAGCAGCAACAACAACAACAACAACAACAACAACAACAACAACGGCUUCAACUCACCGAGUCAGAGUACCAUUCGCCAGUCAGUCUGUGUAACAGUUCGAUUUCGCAGUCACCAGAACUACCGGACGAGAGUUCCUUCAACCCCCGGAGACAGAGUUCGGGCAAGCAAUGGCACGGCAUCACAGUGACGACACAGUUCGACCAACAGCAACCCUUGGCCCAAGGCUCGCCGCAACCCACAAGCUCGAACGGAGUGGUGGUUAUCCGCGUUCCCAGCGAACUGGGUCCACCACAGGACCAUCGUAGCCAUCAUCAUCACCACCACCACCACCAAAGUUAUCAUCAGCAUCGGCCCAAUCGGCUAGAAGUGCUGCCAGAGCACUUGGAGAUCGGUAGAGCGAAGCCGAGUCCGACGCCACCACCUCCUGCACCGCCGCUCCACCGCGAGCCUUCCCAGACCGAGAAGGAUUACAAAAAAUCGGCCUGCGAUCGAGAGCGCACCCGCAUGCGCGAUAUGAACCGAGCCUUCGAGCUUUUGCGCUCGAAGCUGCCCACCUGCAAGCCCCCGGGCAAGAAGCUCUCAAAGAUCGAGUCCCUGCGUCACGCCAUCACGUACAUCCGCCACCUGCAGAGCCUCUUACAGCCACAGUACCACCACCCCUACCAGCCCGUCGCUCCCACGGACCAUCACCACCAGCAGCAACAGCAGCACCAGCAACAACUGGCAUCGAAUCCGGCACCGCUUCCACCAUCGUCGACGCUACCACCACCAACAUCGCCAUGUGCGGCUCCAACGGCAUCCGCGCCCACCUACUACGGCCCACGUCCAGCUCCCUACCCCACGGAUCACGUGCAGCGCGGCCCCUCCAGGUGGGACGCCUACGCGUACUACCGGUACGACUACCACGCACCAUUCGCUCUGCCGUCUCUGAGUCCGGGAACGCUGGCACCACCCCCGAGGCCGGCCCUGCUAGGCCGCGAACGGGAGCUCGCCGAGCAGCCCCAGCCCGGCUACAUGUACGAGCCCCGACCUUGA